CCCCGUUGGGGAGCGUGAGUUGAUCGCGAGUAUACGACACGAACCUCGACAGCAAUUUCGUGAGCUUUUUGGUUUUGGUCGCUCUCUGGGCCGGUUCGGGUUCCGGGCCGCCCCGAAUGCACUCUCCAUUCGAAAGAUGGCCGUCGGUCUGGUCGGUACGCGUCGCUGAGCUGAGUGUGUAGCGCAUCUGGUCGGCAGGCUUUCUCGCUGGUUCAGUGUGUGUUCUGUGUUUUUCUUUCCCCUUUUUUGUUUAACUGUGCGAACAACACCGUGCUUGACUGUGUGCCGUGCCGUGUGUAUUGGUGUAUUGGAUGGUGAGCGUGAAGAAAACAAAAUUCGUGUUUGGGGCUCUGAAGAAAACCGAAAAAGCACCCCCUAGACGUCGACUGGAGGGAAAAAAGUGAAAAACGAAAAAUCGACGAUCCGUUAUUCUGCUGCUUGUGUUUUAUUACGAAUUCGAAGCUGUGAGCUUCAGCGAGCAGCCUGUGUGUGUGUUGGUGUGAAUUUUCCAUAAGUGUAAGUGUGCUCUUGUGUCUGUUUGUGGUUUUAGGUGUUUUAUGAUCGUGAGCUUGAAACAAAAGUGCGAGAAAAAAAGUAAAAUUAAUCGAAAAGUACAGCACAGCUCACAGCGGCCGUGGUGAGUGAGAUCGAUUUUCACCGGCCCGACGAAAGAGAAGCAGCAACGUGAUAACAACACACCCCUCCGGGUGCGUGUUUUAAUUGUGGUCGGGCAGUAAAAUUAAGCUCGAUAGUAAAAAUAGUAAAGUUCCCUCGGCGAAGAAUCAAUCAACCAGCAGAAGGAAAGUGAAUGAGCCAAUUGGCGUAUGUGUUUUUUUUUAUGCCUAGUGAAGUUUGGUGUUUUUCCUCCCCAUUUUGAAUGCAAGAAAAACGUGGCUAAUUAAGUUUCAACUUUUCCCUACGCGAGUGUAUGUGUGCGUGUGUGUUUUUUGUCCGCAAUAUAUUGUGUCAAAAGUAGAUAAACAAAAUAGCAAACGAAAAUAAAGGUUUUAAAAAAGCGUCUACGUGGUAGAAUCUUGCCGCUGAACACAAGAAGCUCUCGUUGGACGUGGUGUUGGACGUGCAUCUCGGGUUGGAAAUCGGUUUAUCGGCUCACGGCUAGCAACACUUGCUAACUGAAGAAACCGGUCUUGGUUGGAUGAAAUAGCGCCUGGCGACGGUGGUCCAACCCCGCUAACUGCAGCCAUCUGCUGACCGGAAGUGUCGUCGUUCGUUUUAUUGAAGGUGCUGUGCGCGAAGAAGCAACCGAUUGUCCAGCAACACGAUCGUUCACGCAGAACGCAACCGUGGGAUGGUUUUUUGGGACGCGUUAGAAUAGAAGAUUGAAACGCUCGGGAAAAUACAAAAACAAAGCACCGAACAGCUCUUGAGGUGUCAUCACUGCCGCAACGGAACCGUUCGCUACCGUGUCACUACCAAGAUCCGCACAAACUUUAGGAGUCAUAGAGAAAGAAUGAUUCCAUCAGAUGGCGAAAGUUAGCCAUCUACCAAUGAGGCGCUAUCCUACCGAUCAGCCAUCAGCCGUCAAUGUAGAUCCCAUCAACUUCUAUCCGCCGGCAAAUGCUACACACCAUCGGGUUCCGAAGCCCACCCCAGACAAGAGCAAGAAAACAUGGGGCCAGCGUCUCAAGCUUAGCAAGCCAUCACCCACGAUCGAAGACAAGCAAAACGGUUCGCACAACGGACCCACCGGCGCCGGUUCUGCCCUGGUACCGUUCGGUACCCGUGGCUAUGACCCGUCGCUAGACUUCACCAGCAACGGUCCGGGUUCGCUCUCGAACGGCACCAACGCGUCCACACACUCCAAUGUGCAGCAGCUGGCCACGAUGAAGUACGCGGAGACUUGGGUGUACGGGACGGUGCGCGGUAUGCCACCGCCCCUGGCCAUGUCACCACACCAUCCACAUCAUCCCCACCUGUCCGCGAUGUACUGUCCGGCACCUCCACCACCGGAAGUGGCCGUACUGAUCUGUUGCUGCCCGGAGUAUCUAACCGGCACGAAGCGUGAAAUCAAAAAGGCUAGCGUGUGCAAAAAGUGUAAGGGAUCUCGGCUACCGCUGGCUCCGAUCGGUGGCACGGUACGUCUCACGUCCGGUGCCACCUAUCUUGCACCACCACCGAUCCGCUCCAGCGCUGGGACGGUAAAGCUGGCCUCAACGUACGGCAAAAAGGCUCGCCCAACGAUUCUGGGCAAUGGCAAUCCGGAUCCGUACGAUUUUAUGCGCCGUUCGAGAUUAACGCAACCGACGGAGAGUAGUGGUAGUGGUAGUGGGGCAUCGAAGUCGGUCAAGAGUAGUCUGAAAGAAAAGCUAAGAGGACGGGCAAAGAGUACAAGUCCUUCGCGUGGACGCAGCGGGAGUACGUCCGGAGGGAAGCGUGGCUCGGCAGCAAGAUCUCCGUCACCGUCACUGAGCAAGAAUGGAUCACGUGUUGGAGGUCGGAACAGUGGUAAGAUGGAGCAAUCGUUCCAGGACUGUUGGGUUGGAGAACCGGAACGUGAUGCAGAGCUGCUGGAGGACGGACCAUCACCGACUGCCAAUAGCUCAGCCGGCCAGAAUCGCAAAUCGAUCCUCCGGUGUGACGUUAACCCGUACGAUCUGAUCUCGCUGAGCGGUCUCGGUGGUUCCGCCGGUUCGGGUGGCAUGCUGAGCGAGUUCUCACCGGACGGGGACGAGUUUGAUCUGCACUCGCAAAAGUACGAAAACAUCCUCGACACACUGUACGCGAACCGGUACAACCCGCCGGCAAACGCUAUCGCGGCAAUCAAUGGCCAAAGAAUCAAGCUGUUCGAUGACUCGGGCACCAGCGUGUCCGGUGCGCCCGUGUACGACGAUGUCGACGAGUUUGUGUACGAUCCGGUCGAGAUACCGGUCACGGCGGAGCUGGAAGCGAACGGCACGGAGCAGCCCCCACCGGUGGGGUCCGGUACACCCGAACGGCCGCCGCGCUCGAAGAAGCCGGAUGUGGUAACCAAAGAAGACGACAGCCGACAGUCGCUCCCGUCGUCACCGAUCUCAACCGAUCCGGCGGUGGCGCAAAGUGCAAUAAAAUCGAUCCUCAAACGGCCGUCCUCAAUGUCAUCAGCGGUGCCACCGUCCGGGACGGUGGAGAAGGACACGAGCUCUAAUCCGGGGUACGACACUAUCCGGCUCAACCACACGCUGGUGCAACGUCUGACGAAGCUCACGACGAACGGCAGCGGUACGGAGGAGGGAUCCACAUUCGGGAAGAAUGGCACCAUCAGUGCUAGGAGCCUUAGCGACAAGCGGAUCUCUGGCUCACAGUUUUAUCUCCCCACGCCGUUCCCUGUGGUGGCGGUUACUACUGCCGAUAGUUCGCCGGACUCUGGCCAAUCCACAACAUCGGCCAGUGGCCGGAAGAAGGUUCAUUUUUUGGUCGAAAACGAGAUCAUUCACGACGACGAUCGACUGUUUGCUCAGAUGCUUUUUACCGAGGUAUCGCCAGCGCUGGAAUCUACUGUGGUAAUCACAAACGGAGCUGGGAAGGGCGAAUCCGAAGCGAAAGAUUCACCCAUGAAAAGUACGGAGCUGCAGACAUUCAGCAGGAAGGAGCCGUCGCCAACGAACGAAGUGUCGUCGUCGGUGGAGACUGAAGCACCUGCCAAAGUGAUCCUACUGCCGGCAGCACUCUCGAUUGCGACGAAGACUUCCAAUGGCACUAAUGAGGAACGUACCAAACCGAGUGCGGUCGCAACGGUGUUCCAACGACGAACCGGCCCCGUUCGACGGAGCUUUAGUGACAGAUCGUCACCCACCAAGACGAAUGGGUACGAAGGGCGCGAAUCGAACGGAACCGGCCCCGGCGUUGAUCAGUUCAACGAUACGAUGGCGCUGCGUGUGAGAGCCUUGCGAACUGAUUCUCGCACAGCUUUUGAAGAUGAAACAGCUUCUUCAACGUCAUCGUCCUCCUCGUCGGAAUCUUCCAUCGGUUCCGUCGCUUCGCUGCUGUUGGCAGUUGGGCAGAGUGGUAAAGCCCGGCCAAAACUACCACCACCUCCACCACCUCCGCUGCAACUCUCGUCGAGCGUUGGUAAAACGACAGCAACAUCACCUUCACCACCACUCACGAAUGGGACACACGCAAACACCACCGCCAGCAACAACGUGUACGAGGAUUUUUGCUUCGGCCUGAUGGCGGGCGUCAGGCGUUCGAGUAGUGAUCGGAGCAGCUCCACCUCGACCUCUUCCCGUACGGUGGUACAGGUGCUGGCCAGCUCGUCCGCAUCCCCGUCACCAAUCUCGUCGGGCGCCGCCAUCCACCGGCUCGAGAUACGUCACGAUCCGGAACCGGAGGAGGAGCACUAUCAGAAGAAAACGUCCAUCAUGAUCACGGGCGACGAUUGCUACUCGACCGUGAACGUGGACGGGGCUAGUGAUACACCGAUCUAUCAGUCGUCGGUGGUGGUAAACGAUGGGAGUGCCCUAUGCUCACCGGCCAACGAGAUACGUCAGACGGCUUCCAACACGAUCACUAUAAGCGUGAGCUCACCGACGUCGACGCUGGAAAGCCGGGGAAGCAAGUCGUCAAGUCGGUUGGAUUCGCUUGGGAGAGAUAGCUCUGGGAAGGGAGAUGAUCUUGCGAUGAAGAACUCCGAUGGGAAGAGUGAGCAAGCUACGAAUGGAACGGUAGUUUCGAUGGGAAAAGGAGAUGAGGUCAUGACCAUCACUACCGGAACGUCCAUUAUUCCUAUCGGAGGAAGUAGCGUUACUGGCAGCAAUGGUCGCACUUUGAUCAAUCUGGAUUUUAGUGAGCAGAGCAAGACAGGUCCCUCAUCCUCCGACAACGAUCCUCCCUCACAGUCAGCCAAAACACCCGACAGUAUCACACCGAUCGCACAAGUUCCUAGUGAAAGCAAAGACUCCAAAGAUCCACCGAGUGCGCGUGAAGAUGGCGAUCACGACCCACCGCAACAGGUGGCCGUCAAACAGUGCCUGGUGGACCUUACGCCGACACCGGUUGUGCUUCGGCGAUCGAUCAAACCUUCUGCCGAACCAUCCGCCACCAGCUUACAGGCGAAGGUGUGCCGGAACAGCUUUAUCGCCAAGCUGCUAGAAGAUCCCUCCCUGAGCCAGCUGUCCGAAGGGCUGGACUACGAUCUGAUCGCAAAGCUGAUCGAAAACUCACUGCUCCGACUGAAGGAAUCACGCAACGGACUGGACAUGAGCGGUACCAAAGACGAAGACGACGUGUCGAAGAUGAUCGAACAGUCGCUGCUGAAGAUACAGGAGGAACGCACCAAGUUGGCCAACGCAUCGACGCAGUCACCGUCGGCGGUGAAGCUACCGGAGAUCCAGAACGGUAGCAAGCGGAGCAGUGUUAGCUCGGGCAAUAGCUACGGCUCAGCAGCCGCGUACGAGCUGAUGGAGUUCGAUCAGUUGGGUGAUCUGAGCGAUUGCUAUCAAAGCUGCAGCAGUGAUCUGACGGUGGACGAUGACGCGAACUCUUCCCGCAGCAAGUUCUACCAGAUGCUGAUAGACGCGACCCUCUCGGAGAUCGAAAUCAACACGACGAACGAUGAUGACGAUCAUCAUUACGAAUCGAUCCGACUGAACGGGGAUCCGAUCUACGAGGAGAUCAACGACAUACCGCCACCCUUGCCACUGACAGCUCCACCGAUCGAUGACGUGGAUCUGGAGAAGCAACGGAACGCACGGUCCAUCUUCGAGGGUGCCUCAAAGUAUGACAUCCUUUCGUACCUGGUGGACGCUAAAGAGCGCGGCAUCGUACAGGAGGAUGGCACGUACGGGUUCCAGUUCGGUGCGGCCGGUGAUGACAUUAUCCUGGAGGAGGAAGAAUCCGAACCGAUCACCGAACUGCGACACCAUCAGCGACAGAUAUCGGACAUCAGCAGUCGGCUGAGUCACCUUUCGGGCAUUAGUGAUUCAAGCGAGGACACAUCGCUCUCGCCAGCGACGAUCGGCAACGGUGGCAGAAGCAGCAAAGCGUCUGCCGAGAUCGAACGCAACGAUUCGGGCGUUGGAUCGGAAACGAGCAAAACGUCUCGCAGUCGGUGGCAGAAUCCGGCGUCCGCCUCACUGCUCACCAAGAUCACACCGAUCCACCUGUGCGAAGAUUGUGACGGUCCGGUAGAAACGCAAGUAACCGAGUCGGGCGUCAUGUACGCACCGCUCGUGUGUCGCAAGUGUGGCAAGAAGCGAGCCGAACGGAAGGAGAUCAUAACGGAGAUCGUCGAGACGGAGGAAAAGUACGGACGGGAUCUGCAGAUCAUACUCGAGGAGUUCUACCAGCCGAUGCUGGUGGCCGGGCUGCUGAACCAGGAUCAGCUCUCUGCAAUCUUUUUGAACGUGGAAGAACUGCUGGAGAACAAUCAGUUCUUGGCCGAGCGGAUGCGCGAUGCGCUGGACAUCGCGAACGAGCAGGGCGACGACGACCUGCUGACGGUGAACAUCGGCAAGAUCUUCCUGGAGGCGGCCCCAAUGCUGCACGCGUUCGAGAGCUACUGUGUGCGGCAGGGUGCGGCCAGCCUGCUGCUAGCGAACCUCGAGAAGGAGAAGGAACUGCUGCGGAUCUUUCUCCGCGUGUCCCAGAUGGAAAAUGCCGUACUGCGGCGAAUGAAUCUCAACUCGUUCCUUAUGGUCCCGGUGCAACGUGUCACCAAGUACCCGUUGCUGCUGGCCCGCCUCUACAAAGUUACUCCGGCCCAUCUGGAGGGUAAAGAAUUGCUGAAGCAAUCGCAGGAAAAGAUUGAACUGCACCUAAACCACAUGAACCGGGAGGCGAAGGAUGUACCGACGAAGCUAUGGCGUCGGAUCUCCUCCUCCAGCCCAGGUCGCCGGCUGUCCUGCGAGCUGGACAUGAUCAACAUUAAGCUGCGCAAGAUGGCGGUCGAUGUGCUGGAGUGGAAUCACGAGGAGGUCCGGUUCGCUAUCGAGGGACGGUUGCUGUUUACGCAGCCGAACGAUGGCAACUGGAAGAAGAGCCGAACGAUCAAGCUCACCUCGAUCAAUGCACUUCUGGUGACCAAUGGGAAGCCCACGGCCAGCUACAAGGCGGACCGGGCCCUGUCGGAAACGCUCAGCUUUCCCCGGCACACGGGCAUCCGCGAGGCAUCGCUGCUGCUGGUGCGCGAAAAGGGUGGCCGGUAUACGCUGCUUCGCGAACCACUGUUCCUUGACCGGUGCAUCGUCUGCUCCGAGCACGACUGGGAGGACUAUUUCGAGGUGCAGGAGAUCCUCUCGAAGGAGUCCUUCAUAUUCAAGGCUGAGGACGGUACGAAAACGAAACAGUGGUACGCCCAGCUGCAGUACCAUUCGCAGGGUAUGGGCACCUGGCGUAAGCGUCGAAAUGCGCUCGCCAACAUCAUGAUUAAUGGCAUGAUGACACGAACGUAGGAAGCGGAAACGAUGACUCCCCCCCCCGACUUCCAGACAACAACAACAACAACAACAGCAACCGCCUCCCACCCACUAACCCGUGCCAACCCAACUAGGAUCUGUUUUUGUAUAUGUGUGUGUGUGUGUGUGUGUUUGAACUUAUGUACGCGCGAAUGUAUGUAAUUGCAUGAUUGUUGGUAUGUAAAUGCUCGGACAAAACGACCGACCAAGAGAGAAAGAGAGCUAGAGCGUGCGAAUGUAUUGGUAAGAAAAAGCUAGGAAAGGAAUCUGUACAGACAUUAUUGGCCAGCAACAUACCGCGGUGGACAGACAUUUUCGCUCCACAACAACAAACCGUUGUUACAAGGAGCUAUUUAUUCGAUUAACGUUUUUGCGAACGAAUUAUGGGAGGUUUUUUUGUUUUUGUAUGCGCCUUUUCUUGUCACAUCUUUUGCUCGGCAUGGCAUUUAACAAACGCUUUCUUUAUCUUUCUUUAGUGUUUUUUUUUCCUUAUGGAAGUGUUGACGCAAAAAUGCUCUUUUCUUACGAUUAAAGAAGCUCGAGCUGAAUUUUACUUUUAUAACAUCUUAUUAAAGCAAGUCUGUUUGAUUUGUUUCCUUUAAAUUUCUUUUUCCCCUUUUUUACUAUAAACAGUAAAAUAUAUAAUGCACUGUAAAAUCGAUUGUAAGUAGUAGAUGAAGCGAACAAGCACGAAAAGCACUAGGAAGUAAAUAGUAAACGAAUGAAAACAUAAUGUAAAACAAGCUUGCAAAAACGGAACGCAACAUGAAACGAAAGAACAAAACAAACGAAGAGAAAAAAAAUGGGAGUAAGUGGGAAAAUGGGAAAAAACGAAAUGUGAACAACAAAAAACGUAACUGCAAAUAAGUAAUUUAUCUUGCUUAGUGUGAAAAGUAGAAUGGGAACGAGAGGAGAAAAAAGGAGAAUAAAAAUCGAUUGUUUUGAUCCUUGUCUUGCGGGAGGUAAAUAGAAGGAGGAUAAUAAAUAUAUCACGUAGCAAACGAAGAUGCUAAUUGCUUAUUGAAUGGAGAAAACAAAAGGAAAACUAAACAUAAUCGAUAUGAAACAAAUAAAGGAAAUAGAAAAAAGGAAAGUAAAACAUAACAACAGAGAAAGAGGAACUCACAAGCAGGCAAGAGAAAGGUUAAUACAUGAAAAUAAGAAACAAAAGAUAAAGCUUUCCAUACGAAACCUAAUAGCAGACAGAACGAUAACGUUUACUCAAUUUUGUACGGCGAAGAGACAACAACAAAAACAACCUGCAAACAGCAAAUAAAUAAAGAAAUGUUCUUAAAAACA
Anopheles stephensi (Asian malaria mosquito) is the source of this 8693-nucleotide messenger RNA. It is a transcript of the gene RhoGEF64C, whose product is annotated as platelet binding protein GspB. Gene Ontology annotation, molecular function: guanyl-nucleotide exchange factor activity. Bases 1485 to 7391 code for a protein of 1968 amino acids. Gene Ontology annotation, biological process: positive regulation of Rho protein signal transduction. The transcript has 10 exons. NCBI's taxonomy places the organism in Eukaryota, Metazoa, Arthropoda, Insecta, Diptera, Culicidae. The record is from RefSeq and is a predicted model, not a curated record.